Cygnus olor (mute swan) is the source of this 1637-nucleotide messenger RNA. RefSeq names its product peptidase, mitochondrial processing subunit alpha (gene PMPCA). Gene Ontology annotation, molecular function: metal ion binding; metalloendopeptidase activity. The record is from RefSeq and is a predicted model, not a curated record. NCBI's taxonomy places the organism in Eukaryota, Metazoa, Chordata, Aves, Anseriformes, Anatidae. Gene Ontology annotation, cellular component: mitochondrion.
GCCCACCGGCUCCCCGCGGGGAAGGGGGCGCGGCGCCGGGCGGAAGGGAAGCUCGGCGGGGACGGCAAGAUGGCGGCCGCCAUGGCGUGGCUGAGGCGCGGCGCGUGGGGCCCGGCCCGGCGGUGCGGCCGGAGCUACAGCGCGGGCGGCGCUCCCCCCGGCGUGCCGCUGAGCUGCCCGCUGCCCGGCGUGCCCAAGGCGGUGUUCGCCGCCGCCGAGGGCCGGGAGCGCUUCGAGACGCGGGUGACGGCGCUGGAGAACGGGCUGCGGGUGGCCUCGCAGAGGAAGUUCGGGCAGUUCUGCACCGUGGGGCUGCUCAUAAACUCGGGAUCGAGGCACGAAGCGAAGUACCUCAGCGGCAUCUCGCACUUCUUGGAAAAGCUGGCCUUCUCUUCCACAGCUCAGUUUGGCAGCAAAGAUGAAAUUCUCCUCACCUUAGAAAAACAUGGGGGCAUUUGUGACUGUCAGGCUUCAAGGGACACCAUCAUGUACGCUGUUUCUGCUGAUGCCAAAGGCCUGGACACAGUGGUCAACUUGCUGGCCGAUGUGGCGCUGCAGCCCCGGUUAUCAGAUGAAGAAAUCGAGAUGACUCGAAUGGCUAUACGAUUUGAGCUUGAGGACUUGAAUAUGAGACCUGAUCCAGAGCCUCUCCUCACAGAAAUGAUCCACGCGGCAGCCUACAGAGAAAAUACAGUUGGGCUGAACAGGUUCUGCCCAGCGGAAAACACUAACAAAAUCGACCGGCAAGUCCUGCACUCGUACCUGCGCAACUACUACACGCCCGACAGGAUGGUGCUGGCUGGGGUGGGAAUCGAGCACGAGCAGUUGGUGGAGUAUGCCAAGAAAUAUCUGCUCGGCGUGGAGCCGGUGUGGGGCAGCGCGCAAGCCAAGGAUGUGGACAGAUCUGUGGCGCAGUACACGGGAGGCAUUGUCAAGGUUGAAAAAGACAUGUCAGAUGUGAGUCUUGGCCCUACUCCAAUCCCAGAGCUUACCCACAUUAUGAUUGGGUUAGAAAGCUGCUCGUUUUUAGAGGAAGACUUCAUUCCCUUUGCAGUAUUAAAUAUGAUGAUGGGAGGCGGUGGCUCCUUUUCAGCUGGCGGGCCUGGCAAAGGCAUGUUCACUAGACUGUAUCUCAAUGUGCUCAACAGGCACCACUGGAUGUAUAAUGCAACUUCUUACCACCACAGUUACGAGGAUACAGGUCUCCUGUGUAUACAUGCCAGCGCAGAUCCAAAACAGGUUCGAGAGAUGGUGGAAAUCAUCACAAGAGAAUUCAUUCUAAUGGCAGGAGCAGUCGGAGAGGUAGAACUUGAGCGAGCAAAGACACAGCUGAAGUCCAUGCUCAUGAUGAACCUCGAAUCUAGGCCAGUUAUCUUUGAAGAUGUGGGACGGCAAGUGUUGGCUACAAACACAAGGAAACUACCUCAUGAGCUCUGUGCCCUGAUCAGUCAGGUGAAAUCUGCUGACAUCAAAAGAGUGGUCACUAAGAUGCUUCAUAAAAAACCAGCUGUGGCUGCGCUGGGUGACUUAACAGAUCUGCCCACGUAUGAACACAUCCAAGCAGCACUUUGCAGUAAGGAUGGGCGACUUCCUCGGGUUUACCGGCUCUUUCGAUAAAGCAGCGCAUCCUGCAUGUA